GGCAAUUAUAGACUGGCAGUACAUUCUUGAUUGUCAUCUGCCAAUAGACAACAGCCUCAAAACACUGGAACGACCUAUAAUAAAUACUUAUCAGCCUCCAAUCAGACACAACAAAAAUCGCAUAGUCAAGUCAAAGCUUAAGUAUUGAGCGCGGCUGGAACAAGUUCCAAGUCUCUUUCGAACUCUGACCACUGCUUGUACGACCAACGCACUCCUUCGUACUUAGAGCUCUUUAACUACUCAACGCUCCCAACAACUCAACAUGACCGAAUAUGAUUAUCUCUUCAAGGUUGUUCUAAUUGGUGACUCUGGAGUCGGCAAAUCAAAUCUUCUCUCGAGAUUCACUCGGAACGAAUUCAACAUGGAGUCUAAAUCAACUAUUGGUGUCGAGUUCGCGACCCGCUCGAUCAAUGUUGACGCCAAGACGGUGAAAGCACAGAUAUGGGAUACUGCAGGUCAAGAGCGUUACCGCGCAAUCACCUCUGCGUACUACCGUGGUGCUGUUGGUGCUCUGUUGGUGUACGAUAUCACUAAACAUGCAACGUACGUCAACGUAACGCGGUGGUUGAAAGAGCUCCGGGAUCAUGCAGACUCCAACAUCGUUAUAAUGCUUGUUGGAAAUAAGAGUGACUUGAAACACUUGAGGGCAGUUCCCACUGAGGAGGCAAAGACUUUUGCAACGGAGAACGAACUUUCGUUUAUCGAGACUUCGGCUCUAGACGCAUCAAAUGUCGAGUCAGCUUUCCAAACCAUCCUUACCGAUAUCUACCGGAUCGUCUCGAGCAAGUCGAUCGAGCAGUCUGCUGACCCCAUCAAGGGACCCACUAGUGACACUAUCCCUGUAGCGAUUGACUCUUCCACGCCCGCAGCAGGUAGCAAAUGUUGUUAGAUGCGUGGACAGAGUUGCUGUUACCUUUCGUCACUCUAGCCUUUGCUGUGGCACUCAGGCGGCUGUGUCUGUAGU
Suillus clintonianus is the source of this 964-nucleotide messenger RNA. Its product is annotated as GTPase. The coding region runs from base 263 to 889 and encodes 208 amino acids. Gene Ontology annotation, molecular function: GTPase activity; GTP binding. The transcript is spliced from 7 exons. Lineage: Eukaryota; Fungi; Basidiomycota; Agaricomycetes; Boletales; Suillaceae. The record is from RefSeq and is a predicted model, not a curated record. Gene Ontology annotation, biological process: exocytosis. Gene Ontology annotation, cellular component: recycling endosome.